Messenger RNA from Anopheles stephensi (Asian malaria mosquito), 4158 nucleotides. It is a transcript of the gene Sin1, whose product is annotated as stress-activated map kinase-interacting protein 1. The record is from RefSeq and is a predicted model, not a curated record. Gene Ontology annotation, biological process: TORC2 signaling. The transcript has 2 exons. The coding region runs from base 594 to 2255 and encodes 553 amino acids. NCBI's taxonomy places the organism in Eukaryota, Metazoa, Arthropoda, Insecta, Diptera, Culicidae. Gene Ontology annotation, molecular function: phosphatidylinositol-4,5-bisphosphate binding. Gene Ontology annotation, cellular component: cytoplasm; TORC2 complex; plasma membrane.
UCCUGUCAAACGUCAAACUACCAAACAUGGUGGUCAAUGUUGUGUUUUUUUUUGUAGAGCUGGUUGUUUCGGCAUCUUAUUUUCAAAGAAAAUUUAAACUGUAGCCGCCGUAUUCCGUCUCUACUGAAGCGAUAGCGUGUGCUCCUUCUUGUGUGGUUUGUUUUGCGCAUUGUUCGUUGCAGAGUGCUAAUCAUGAUGGCGAAACGUAAACAAACGACUUGGACCCGUUGCUGGCCCAGCGCAACCAGCCCCGGGGAUAGAUGAAUGCAUGGAUAGCGAUGAGAAUGUGUGGGGAAUGUUGUUCCUACCAGUCCGAAAGCAGAAGCAGUACCAGGGUUUGUAUUGCGUGCACUAAAUACCUUCCUUCAACCCGCCACCAUCAACGGUCAAAGCAGCAGCGUACGCACCUCCCCGGGCCGCAUCCUAAAAUUGGGAAUGAGAGCACCAUGAGGGCUAAACUUAGAUAAUCACGGAAGACAUCGUGUGUCGCGAACGCGUGCCGCCAAUGCGUGGUACGCAGUCUCAUCCUCAUUUGUCUUCCACUGCGCCAUACGAAGAGUAGUUGCAAAGCUAACCAUUAUUGGCUUCUCAGUAUGGCGACAUACAACAAUGCUCACUGGCUGCUGUCUCACAUCCGGAACUCCUUCAUCUCCACUGACGAUACCGGUGUCAGUGAGACGGUGAUGGUGAUGGAGGACAUGCCGCUACAGUUUGCGAAACGAUUUCGAGAGACACAGGCGCGAAAUGCUGAACAAAUUCCCAAACCCGACACUACAGUGGAAGAUGACGAUAGCGAUGACUCUCCCGGCAUCGAUCGAUUGCAAGACGAACGGUUCGGUGUGGACUUUCAGUACUUCUACUCGUACCCGGGCCUCGAUGACACGGAUGAGGAAGAUGCGGACACUUUAUCACAGUCGUACGAUAUACAGAUGGAUCAGGACAGUGGAUUCCAUCGGCAGCGUUCGAAUACAGCGCAGAAGCUGGAAAAGCUCGAGCUCGCCCGUAUAAUGGCGUCACUGACGAAGAGCGUCAAGCUGGACGAUAGUUCCGUCCAGCAAUCGGAGGAAGACGAUGACAGCGAUCAAUUGUUCACCCGUCGAUCCACAUCCUCGUUGGAGCGCGAGCCAUCGUCUGCCAAGCGGUUAAGCUCCACGCUCACCGAACAAAUGAACGCAUUGCCCAAUCUACCGCAGAACCAGUUUCUCCAGUACGCCAAGUUCGAUGGCACGGGCCACAUCGAGGUGCCCGUGCGCACGUUUAAAGUAUUCGUUCCCGCCCUCCCGGAGGAGCAGCGUGCCUUUCCGUUGCCUAUAUGUGUACUAGCCACUGCCAAAAUACAGGAUUUUAUCGGGCUGAUUUGCUACAAAUGCACGAUCGCGAACCCUGCCGUAGAACUGCGUUCCGUGCGCCACUACGGUCUCUACAUGACGGAGGAGGACGGUGAGCUGGACAUGGAUUUUCCUCCACUGGACAUUAACGAACCGUGUUCGAAGUUUCGCUUCACGCACCUCGUAAUGGCGGAGCGACAGCUCGCGACAAGUGUAAACCAGCAGCCCGUCCUACCCACCAGCUCCAGUGGUCAAUCGCUCCGCUUCCAGGCGUUCAGCACGGAAUGGAGCACGAGCCUGACGACACCAACAUCCGCCACGGCCCCAACCACGACACCCGCCAGUGCAAUGAAACUGGUAAAGCAGCAAUCGGAACCCACUGGAGCAUCCUCUCCAGUGCAGCAGCGAUCGCAGCAGACAAGCGGCGACGGUAGGAGCACAUUGCCUCGCAUCAGCAACCAGCAGAAGGAAGAUCUGGACCGCAUCAAAGGCCACACGUCGAAGAUUGAAGCUCCGCUGUACCGAACGUUCCAGGUGAACAUUUUACACAAAUCACGGCUCAAGACGGAGGUUCAGCUGGGCAUUUCCGGGGACCGGUUCGAAAUUGAUCCGAUACCGCACAACCCGAGCAAAUUCUGGAGCCGUCAAAAGCCGGCCUGCCAUACGAUGGAUUCGGUAGCCGCCUGCAGCAUAGUGGAUCGAAAACAUUCGAAAGCAGUGUUGCGGUUGGUGUACUGUGCCGGUAACGUCGUGAGCGGUGAUACCGAGGGACCGGUCAUUUUUAAGCAUUACGAUAUAGAAACUACGCCCGACAUGGCGGAACAGAUCGUGGAGAAGGUGAACAACAUUCUCGAGGUGCGGUUAAGCCCGAUCCGGCGCGAAUAUAUGCGACGGCGCGGUAAAUUUAAGCCACCAUCCAGUGCGUAGUAGCUACAGAACUCGCGUAAGUUGAGAGAGGAGAAGAACAUUUACCUAACAUUACUGCCAUUUUAUAUGUGUGUGUGUUUUGUGUGCGUAGGACACAGGACACAUUUCAGUCGAGUUUCGGAGGAGAGAAAAUUAAUGGAAAAGAGCUAUUUAUUCAAUCCAUUCCCAACCAGAAAAAUUAAUCACCGAUCCGCUCGUUUCCGAUGGUAGUGGGCAUGAUCGUGCAGAGGCAGUGGCAAAUUCGAUCGUCGGGCGAUAUUUCGAUUGCUUUACGGGUUGCAUAAAAUCAUCCCACGAUAGUUUUUAGUACGUACGAAACAUGGUCAUACAAGCUUUAAUAUUUAUAUGUAUAUUUUUUGCAUCUUUCCUCUCAGCUACACCUUUUUUCUUAAAUGCACCGUUCAACGUACCGUAAAGCAAGCGUUUCUGCCACUCGUAUGCUUGACUAUCGAAUCCCGAAUCUUCACGAUUCCGGGCUUGCGUGUUCUGUGCCCUGCUUUACGCGAUCAUGCCACGGAUCGGAAAUUCCUUGUAUACACACAUUGAAAAGAAAAGCAAGCCAACAAGACUCAAUAGACUAUACUUUACCGAGAUACCGAGAUGAUAGCCAAUUCACAGCCAGCGUUAAUGCAGCAACAAACAACAUUCACAAAAACAGCGUUAAGUAAAUAGUCAGUGCGAUUUGCAGCCACAGCCAGAAUGCCGGUGGCGUUGGUAAUAAUAGUGCAAUUUAGAUUUCCUUUCUUGUUGUUUGAUAGACUUUUAUUUUUGGUUUUAUCAAUAUACAAUUAUGCAAAUGUUCAGCGUUUGCGUACAAUCACGAAUGGUAGCGCUAAGCAGCAAAAGCAGCAAACACUUACAAUUACUUUGAAACAGUACAGUACACUACAAAACAAACCAGUCAACGUGUUCAGCUUAUCGCGUGCUGUUGCCUUUAUCCACACGCGCGCAUCCUUAGUCUACAGUCGAACCAAUAAUGCGAAUAAUCGAUCCUUCAACCGGCCCGAUCAGAAUCGGAAUGGUUUAUUAAAUGUUCAUUAGGCAGUUAAGCGAUAGGCGAAGGGAGCAAUAGUUCGAAUCGGUGUGGUGUUUGGCCGGAGUCGGGCGUUCUUAGCAACUUCGAUUUCGCGCCCGGUUUGAUUUGUUCGUCCUCUAGUUUAUUCGAUUGGUUUACGAUAAAAGGGCAGAAAUAAUAUAUAAAUGUGAAACAAUGUGUUCCUUUAGCCGUUAGACAGAGAUUAGUUAAGCAGCUAGGAUUAAUGAAGCAUUAGCGUGUAAGACGGAGUGGCCAGGGAGGUACCUCAAGGCUUGCAUGUAUAGUGCACCAUCCGCAGGACUUAUUUAUCUCUAUCCUUAGUUACACUUGCGGUAAGCAUAUUUCUAAACGGCGUGCGCUUUUCAAGGUAAACUGUUUUGCCACUUUAUCCGCGGACAGCAUCCGAUCGGUCAACAAUCGCUUCUGUAAGGAUAUAGGUACAGCAGCAAAUGCGCUUAAGAUGAGAUGUAUUUUAUGUUGCGUUUAUUUCUGCAAAAAAAAGGAUUAUUUUAUAAAUUUAUAGGCUGCAGCAAUGAAAACAUAUUAAUUAGCCGGGUGAACCAUAUCAGGUUGCGUUGAUGCGUUCAAACAAGUUCCUGACGUGCUGCAGUGCAAGGGUGCACACACAUUGUAACGGUGCAGUUUGAAAGUUUUUCCCAUUGUUUCCUACGUACAUAUAUGUUCGGUGCAGCAAGGCAAAGGGAAUGAGAACAGGCAUAUAUCGGGCAGUUGUUCUCAAAAAAAAAAAGGAAGCUGCGAGAGCCUUCAGCUCCGGUUCAAGCAUAGAUAACAAUCAGUUGUAAGUAUUGAGUAAAGCGUGUGGAAGGCGUUACAUUUAAAGAUCUAUAAAAUUCUCUUCAAACAAAA